CACGUCAACACCCCAGCUCACAUACUCCAUCUUGCACAAGCGAGUGUACAGGAACGUGGCUUCGAAGUAUCCAUCACCCUCCCUAUUUUCCACUCCACGCCUGAAGAAGCACCCAGGAAAGCACCGACUUUACGAUGAAGUCGAGCCCAAGGAAGCCGCUGAACUUUAUUUUCGAGGGCAUCACAGGAACUGUUUCUCUCAAAAGAGCCGCCGAACGAGUCUGAAUACUGGUACUGAAGGACAAAGAUGAGGUUGCCUUUCAAGUUGAUCGUGAUAUUCAGCGUGACUUUGAUCUUCCUGGGUGGCACAAGUGCUGACGAAGAACUGGAGUUUUCUGCGACGUCUGAGAACGAGGGUGAUGCGUACACUGCGGGCGAAACGGCGAAGCGGAACUUGGCCGCCCUGGCACGCAAUGGGCGCCUGCCCAGGUUCCACUACCACAAGAAGCUGAGCCCUGGGGGCCGAACCGCUUGGGUUGGUGACCAGGCGCUUCAGGCGGACGCAGCGGAAAAGCUGGGCGUCGUCGAGGCGCUGGGCCGCCUCUCCGAGGCUGCCAUCUUUCCCUACAUCGGCCCUCAUAGGUUUUCCUUCCUGCACUCGAUGCGCAUGCGCAGGGACGUAUCUUCUCAGCAAGAUAACCUCACUAACCUCGACAAACGCAACGUCGCUGCACUCGCCCGCAACGGAUGGCUUCCAGCAGGGUCUUCCAGAGGUCCCCGCUCUAAGGCUCCUUCAAAGACCUUCUACAGGAAAAGCUAUUCAGACGACGUCGAUGCCCGCGUGAGCGCGGAAGACCUCGAAGACGACUUGCGCGAUUGCGUCGAUGACGUCUUCGAAGUUCCAGUCCAGGAGAAGAGAAACUUGCAACACAUGGCAAAGAAUGGCUGGCUACCGCCCUAUAGUUACCGUCGUGUCUGGGGCAGUAAUGGUGCUGGAGGAGGUUCCCCGAUGGACACCUGGCAAGAGACCCGACCCAGGCGUUCAAUACGUCGAUGCAGAACGUCAUCAUCAUCAUCAUCCAGUGAGGCAACAGCGGCCAAGCGGAACUUGCCCUUUAUGGCUCGCGUUGGGAUGAUUCCAAGGUCUUGAAUCCUCUUUCAAUGAAACUUCUCCGCUUCCAUCUUCCCUGUACUUCGGUGUUUUCUGCGCUGCUGCUACUACCGCUAUCUCCAACUCACAUCAAUUCAAAUUAAUUCAAAUUCAAGUUUAUUUAGGUUAUUAUGGUGUUAAUAUAACAAGCAUGAGGAGGAACCAGAGGGAAGAGAUCCCGGUUGAAGGUUCCUCGCAAGAAUGAAAGAAAAAUACUAUAUUCUGUUCUUUAGAUUUUUACUUGUAACAACAGCUCCGAUCAAAGUAUAUGCUCAAAACAGCGGUAUCGGGGAAUGACGCUUUAGGAAACCGUUCGCAACUUCAGAUACGCGAGGGUCGUUUACAACGAUCCCGCUUACAACAAUGCGUCAGUUGUAAAACUGGUAUCGGACAGUUGCGCUUCAGGGUGUAGUUCCCAACUACGGAUCGGUUAGGGUCGUUUAUUGCGAUCCCGUUUAUAACAAUGCGACGGUUGUAUCCAAUUAUAUUUAGUUUUAUCGUUACCACGACUGCCAUUUCGUUUAAUGUGUCAUCCUGCUCAUUAAGUCCUCGAUACUCAGUAAUCUCGUGAAAGCCGUUAAAAGUGAACAAGGACGAACAGCUCAGAGACGCAGGCUGUCAACAGGUUCAACACACAUUUUUCCAACUUACCCGUUUCCACUUUCCUCGUGUUCCUGCACUACGUUCAUUCACCUUCGUUACAAAGCGAAAGAUUAAAGAUGAAUGAUCUCUUGAGGGACAUGGAAGUAGUAACAGCAGCUCACAAAGCGAAAGCCAGCUAUAUUUUUAGGUAGUGAUAUGUCAACGGCAUCCAUAUUAGUAAACGCGCAGAGUGAUAUUUAUUGAUACGUGUUGCUAUACCACCUUGUGUCUAAAAAAAAAAAAAAAAUGUGGAAUGGGAAGGCGUGAUUCCCUCGCAAACAUAUAUAGCUGAAGAGACGUCAAAGAUCGCGUUUUCUGUUUGUGGGAAACAGUUGUAAAAAUAGCACAACUGUCUUAGCAUAAUUUGUGUUCGUGUACGUGCUGGAUCCUACCUAUACUUGUGGCGACGAUGGCUGUGAAGAUACCAAGCAACGACUCCAAGCAUGCUGUGCGACGAUUUAAGAGUCUGUUAUAUCAGCAUAGUAUACCAUAUGGCUAACGCUAGGUCCUGUGUGAAACUGUCUGUAUAUAGGUUGGUUUCAUUUUACCUAAUAAAGCAUAUCACUGCUAGUGAACAUGACUAAGUUUGACCUCAUGCAGUUUCGUGCAACUGUUGUGUAUAGCUUGUGGUUUGUUUUCCAUUAUGCAUCAGGAUCGUUAACAAUUGUUCGGGUGUAGCGCAUUGUGUAGCACAUCCUUGCUGGUACAUCUUUGUGUUGCUAAUAUGGUUUAGUGCAUAGGAGAGAUACCUUGAAUGAGGCUGCCAUUUCCAUUGCACAGUUUCCUUGACUUUCUUUUUUAGUUGUCUCGCGACGUAAAACAAUUAAUUUUCAGUAUCACCUUCUUUUUUUAUUUUCAGAUUUAUUUUCGUUCUUCCGAGUUAUUAACUGCAAUGGAUCAUCACUUCUUCCACUUCACGUCUCAGGUGAUUUAAACAUAUAUAUAUAUAUAUAUAUUGCGGAAAAAUCAAUGUCUCAGUACUUUUCUUUCUGUCCACUUUGUUUUCUUGACAUGAUCAUGUCAAGUUUUAACUAACCUCCUCUAUACCUUCUAGCACUCUUGUUUUCGCUCCAUUAUUUAUUAUUGAUUAAUAUAGUGCUGAACGCAUUCUUGUUCUACUUCUGAUUUCGCAAUUUUAAAAGAAAGAUGGAUGUAAAGCCUAACUAUGAAGUAUGCGUCUGUAGGAAGUCAUCUGAAGAUAUCUGGAAAGAAAAGAAAAAAUAUAAAUAAAUGUAACUUUUGCAUA
Messenger RNA from Ornithodoros turicata, 2977 nucleotides. RefSeq lists its product as uncharacterized. Lineage: Eukaryota; Metazoa; Arthropoda; Arachnida; Ixodida; Argasidae. The coding region runs from base 247 to 1089 and encodes 280 amino acids. The record is from RefSeq and is a predicted model, not a curated record. The transcript has 5 exons.